AUGGAUGAUGACGGCUUUCAAGCUUCAACCCCGAUGAACCGGACCCGACGGAAAAGCUGUGUCACUUGGAUGGGGCGGAGGCUUAAUCAUUCGGAUGUCGAUGGCAAGUUGGCUACAACACAGCAAUUACCUGAGGCAAAGGAUAUUUCACCGCGCAUCCACCUCUGGAGUGCUGCUAUGAACGCAGAUGCCCCUGGGAUGCGGAGCAAAAGCGACCAGCGUGACCUUCAAAAUUUUGCCUCCGCUGGGUGUAGAGAUGACGCUGAAUGCCCAGAAUUCUGCUCGCCUACAUCGGGUUCCGCCAUACGCUAUUUCUAUAAAAAAGGUCAGUUCCACCGAAACCGUGACCAUAUCAUUCAGAUUGAGGCACGAGGACCGGGGGGUAUCAAAUUAAAUAUAUUUCAGCAAAAAAGCCAGUUGUUCAAAGUUCAUCCAGCGAGCGCCCCCCCAACUAACAUUUGGCCAAACAAAACUGCGCCUUUGCCACCACACGCAGAAAGUACAGAUGGAGCCAGCCUUUUAAGCGAGAUGCAGAUGAUUGGGUACGAAGCUUCCAGGAUUCGAGAUCAACAUCCCGAGGUUGGGUUCAUCUCGAGCUCACAACGGAUAUGGGUUUGA
Paracoccidioides brasiliensis Pb18 is the source of this 618-nucleotide messenger RNA. RefSeq lists its product as uncharacterized. The coding region runs from base 1 to 618 and encodes 205 amino acids. The transcript is spliced from 4 exons. The record is from RefSeq and is a predicted model, not a curated record.